AACAUUGUCUACAUGCCAGGCACUGUGCAAGGUGCUGGUGGUGACGUCAGCCUGGGCUAAGGGAGUAGCAUUUGGGAUAAAGAAUCGAUGCAUUAGAAAGAGAAUUAAGUGGAAGAAUCUGUAGGUUUAAUAGACAGAAUGUUGAUGAUGAGAGAAAGAAAUUAAUGGAAGAAAGCACAUAGAUUUUUGACUUGUUCACUGGAAUACAUUUCACUGAGAUAUGAGAGACUGGGAGAGAUGUAGCUUGGGAGAAGGGCAGGUUGGAUUAUGAGUUGAAUUUGGCAUAUGCUGGGUUUAAGAUGCCUGUGAUAUAACCAAGGAAGGUAAUCAGUAGGCAUUUGGGUAUAGAGUUCUGAGGAUUACAUGGAAAUCCAUGCCACAGGAGCAGAUGAGAUUUUCCUGGGGCAUAUGUAUAAGAGAGCUAUGUUUAAUAAAUAACCCUGAGAGCAUAAACAUGUAAGGUACUGACAGAGGAGAAGCCCAUUACGUCUUUGAGAAUGAAUGAAUGGCCAGACAAGUAGCAGGAAAACCAGACCAUUGUGUGCCUCAGAAGCUAAGAGUGAUUUUGGAAGGAGGGAGUAGUGUUACAUGUAAAAGAAAAGUGAAAAAUAAAAGUCAUUUUUAAUUACUGAGGUUUUGAUUAUAGAGAUCCAGAGUAUAGAAAUUGUCCUUGUUGUAAUGAGAGAAAAAUCAAGUAUUACAGAGCAUCUAACAGACCAUAUAUCACAGAAAUGUGUUUAUUUCUCUAGUCAGUGUUUUAAUGAACACUAUUAUUUGUUCCUGAAGAUAUUAGCAAAGGAGCAUGUCAGGAAAAAAUCAAACCAUCAUCUCUGAGUUCAUCCUCCUGGGCCUGCCCAUUGAUCCAGAGCAGCGAAUCCUGUUCUAUGGCCUGUUCCUGGCCAUAUAUGUUACUACCGUCCUGGGCAACCUCGUCAUCAUAGUCCUCAUUCGGCUGGACUCCCAUCUCCACACACCCAUGUAUUUGUUUCUCAGCAACUUGUCCUUCUCUGACCUCUGCUUCUCCUCGGUCACAAUGCCCAAAUUGCUGCAGAACAUGCAGAGCCAAGUCCCAUCCAUCCCCUACACAAGCUGCCUGGCCCAGAUAUACUUCUUCCUGUUUUUUGGUGACCUGGAGAACUUCCUCCUUGUGGCCAUGGCCUAUGACCGCUAUGUGGCCAUCUGCUUCCCCUUGCACUACACCACCAUCAUGAGCCCCCAGCUCUGUCUCUCCCUGGUGGCACCGUCCUGGGUGCUGACCACGUUCCAUGCCAUGCUGCACACCCUGCUCACUGCCAGGUUGUGUUUUUGUGCAGACAACUUGAUCCCCCAUUUUUUCUGUGAUAUGUCUGCUCUACUGAAGCUGGCCUGCUCUGACACUCAGGUUAAUGAGUUGGUGAUAUUCAUCACAGGAGGACUCGUUGUCGUCAUCCCAUUCAUACUCAUAAUUAUAUCCUAUGUAAGAAUCAUCUCCUCCAUCCUCAAGGUCCCUUCUGCCAGGGGCAUCCAUAAGGCUUUUUCCACAUGUGGCUCCCACCUCUCCGUGGUGUCACUGUUCUAUGGGUCUGUUAUUGGUCUCUACUUAUGCCCAUCAGCUAAUAAUUCUACUGUGAAGGAGAUCGUCAUGGCUAUGAUGUACACUGUGGUGACCCCCAUGCUGAACCCCUUCAUCUACAGCCUGAGGAACAGAGACAUAAAGGGAGCCCUGGGAAGAGCCUUUCAUAAAAAGACAUUUCCCUUCUAUCUAUGAUGGUAGCACUUGGGAUUUCAUGUUAUCUUAUCCAGUAGAGAUGCUGAUAUUUCAAUAUUAUUUCAGACUUCUUUUUUUGUUUAUCGUAGAACAUUCUAUUAAAAUGAAAUACUGCCGAAUACUCUAAUAAGAGAAGAGAGAUAAAGUGGAGCUAUCUUGUUGAACUAAGAAGUGGUUCUCCGUGACCUCCUGGUAAAGUCUUCCUUUUUUGUCACUCCCAGAUGAUCCUGAAGGAGCAUAGUUUUAAAAGAUCUAAUUGCCUCCAGUUGCUAAACCACUAAUUUGUUACAUGUUGUGUUUUUUAACCAAAACGACUUGAAAUAAUACUCUGUCCUCCAAGUGAAUACUGACUAAAACCCAAACAUCUCAGCCUCUCAGCACCCAU
Loxodonta africana (African savanna elephant) is the source of this 2132-nucleotide messenger RNA. RefSeq names its product olfactory receptor-like protein DTMT. Bases 803 to 1747 code for a protein of 314 amino acids. NCBI's taxonomy places the organism in Eukaryota, Metazoa, Chordata, Mammalia, Proboscidea, Elephantidae. Gene Ontology annotation, cellular component: plasma membrane. Gene Ontology annotation, biological process: G protein-coupled receptor signaling pathway. Gene Ontology annotation, molecular function: olfactory receptor activity; G protein-coupled receptor activity. The transcript has a single exon. The record is from RefSeq and is a predicted model, not a curated record.